Messenger RNA from Cydia pomonella (codling moth), 1923 nucleotides. RefSeq names its product dynein regulatory complex protein 10-like. The coding region runs from base 14 to 1459 and encodes 481 amino acids. Lineage: Eukaryota; Metazoa; Arthropoda; Insecta; Lepidoptera; Tortricidae. The transcript has 10 exons. The record is from RefSeq and is a predicted model, not a curated record.
UCUGGAACGUAUAAUGAGUGAAUCAAUCCAAUCCUGCUCUUUAUCGGAAAGCACAUCUGAGAAUACUGGAACAAGCAGCCUCAGCAGCAAUGCUACGCGAUCAACGGCACAAGAUGAAUUUGAGAAAGUUGGAGAUUCGUCUCCGAUAGACAUGGAAUGCCACAUCCAAACAGAGCGUAUCACAAAGUGUCUGGACAAGCUGGUGUACCAGACAAAACUAGCGCUCUGCAUUCCUGCCUUGAUGCGCGAUAAAAUCUUGGCAGAAAUUUUGACGUCCAAAGAUUUAGACGACUUUGAAUUCAUUAUUUUUCAAUACGAAGAUCCUCUUUCGUCUAACAGUUGUAUGAAUAUGAUUGCUAUUGAAGACAUGCAAGCGGGAGACAUGUCAUUGAGGAACCGUGUGAACCCUGACUUAAGUUACUUGAUGUGUACUCUGUGCAGCUAUCCAGAGCUGAGACCUCACGUGGAAAGACUUGUGGAAAACAUGAAAAGAGAUUUUAAACGCAACCAAAACCAGAGCAUAAAAUCCUCGAACGGUUUGAAUCAUCUGCUAAAGUUGGAGCAGCUCCGCGACCUGAUGGUGCAGAGGAUGAAAACUACGGCAGCCGAAGAGAUCUCAGCGAUAAUACGCACCAGGAAGCUUGAAAAAAGCAACAACGAGUGUCUAGAUAAAAUCGCAGAAGAUAGUAAGUGCCUUCAAGAAGAAAAACUUAACCACGAAAAUCGAAUCCGACACAAAAUGGAAGUGAUAGCUCAGCUGAAACGAGACCUAAAAGUCAACGAACAAAAAUCUUCCGUUACGAGGAAUAAACAGAUCCUGAAUUCUGAACGUCAAAUGGUACUAGCCACGCGAGCCCACAAGGUCAAGUACCAAAUGCUUAAGGAGGAAGAGGUAGAGAGCCAGGAGCUUUAUGGCAAAUCACUCAGUAACAAUAUGGUGGCUGAAAAACAACUUCGGGAUCGCAGAAGGAAAGUGGAAAUGCAGCUGCAAUCAUGGUUGCAGAAAUACGACUUAGAAAUAUCGGCCAAGCAGGAAGAGCUGGACGAGACCACUCAGCAGUACGACGACGAGAUUAAGAAAUGCAAGCAAUUGAAGCUCAAGUUAGAGAAACAGGACAAGGAGUUCAUCCCACUAAUGGAGGAGAAAGAUGCGGAAUACCACCAAGAGAUGACCGCCAAGAUGGAUAACUUCAUCAUCGAGCACGCGGCGAGGGUCAUACAGUACGCUUGGCGCACGACGUUGCAGAAUCGUGAUGAAAAGAAAAAGUUAAUGAAGUUAAAGAAAAAAAUGGAAGCGGAGCGAGAAGCGGAGGCUAGAAAAGCAGAAAUUGAAGCCAAGAAGCAAGAGUUGCUAGCGAAGAAGCAAAAAGCAAAAGAGAAAGCUGAAGCUAAAGCAGCAGCUAAAGCUGCAAAACUAGAAGCUAAAGCUAACAAAGAUAAAGAAGGACAGGGAGAUUGAGAAGGAGAUGAACAAAAUCACGCAGAAUAGAGUGGCUAUAGCUGAUGACUAUUUUCAUUCCCGCGUUGGUCGUGAGCCUACUCGUACAUAUGAAGAUUAUCAACUGGGUUCUAUAGACUCUUUUUAUGUUAUUUUUCUUGUAGAAGGAGAUGAACAAAAUCAAGCAGAAUAGAGUGGCUAAUAGCUGAUGACUAUUUUCUUUCCCGCGUUGGUCGUGAGCCUACUCGUACAUAUGAAGAUUAUCAACUGGGUUCUAUAGACUCUUUUUAUGUUAUUUUUCUUGUAGAAACAAAUGUUUAUAAUACCUAUAUUGUUUUAGAAUUGUUUUUGUUUUAGAUUUGCUAUAUUUUUAACAUUUUAUGUUUAUUCUUGUUUAUAUACUUUAUAUUUAAUGUUUACAUGCCGAGAUUAACUUAAUUUGUAAAAUAAUAAAUGCAAAUAAUAUACGGCUUUUAUUCAUUAGA